AAAGCUGGAGAACCAUGCACUUCCCAACUUCCCCUUUAGUAAUCCAUUCUCCGUCACCAUUUUCUCCGAUUCGUUUUCGUCUUCUCCUCCUCCUCCUUGGCUAAUCCCUUCCUUCUGUUUUCAAUGAAUUCUAGAGACAGGGGAUCAUCUUCGUCUUCUUCUUCAAGAGAAAUGGAUCAGUAUUAUGAAACGAAUGUGAAGAAUCGGAUACAAGACCUUGUUCGUCUUAUCAAAGUCGCGCGUGUCUAUAGAGAAGACAAUGUCCCUUCCCUUAUCCAAGAGGGUCUUUAUCUUGGAUCCUUUGCGGCUGCUUGCAACAAGACCUUCUUGAAAUCCUCCAACGUUACUCACAUCUUAACCGUUGCUAGCUCCUUGACACCUGCCCACCCUGAUGAUUUCGUCUACAAGCUUGUCAGAGUUGUGGAUAAGGAAGACACGAAUUUGGAGAUAUUCUUCGAUGAGUGUGUUGAUUUCAUUGAUGAAGCUAAGAAGCUAGGUGGUAGCGUUCUUGUCCAUUGCUUCGUUGGAAAAUCACGCAGUGUUACUAUAGUUGUUGCUUACCUCAUGAAGAAACACGGAAUGAGUUUAAACCAAGCAUUGGAACAUGUUAAGAGCAUUAGACCCGUGGCUUGUCCUAACGCAGGUUUCAUCAAGCAAUUACAAGAUCUCGAAAAGUCUUUGCAAGGGGAUCAAGAACCGAUUGCACAUUGUCAAGCGUGAAGACCCCCACCAAGAUCGUACCUUUUGGAGGAAAUUUGUAAAUCUCACUAGAAGCCAUCAUAUGAUUGUUUUGUUGUUUCUCCUUCACCUCCCAAUCAAAAAUCAUGGAAACGCCUCUGUAAAGCUCCACUUUUUCAUGAAUGUCAUAGUCAAUACGGUAAAACUAAAAAGCAAAAAUAAAAUAAAAAGUCUAAAUGUAGUGAAUUAUUUUAUUUAUAACACAACCAUACAUUUUCAUAUACUGGAUAUGUAUGCGUUGCUGUGUUGUAUACUUUGUCAAAGAUAAGAUAGAGAUGAGUAUAUAGAAAACCAAGAACGAGUUAAUAUUCAUCUCUUGUUAUUACAAAAUUUCCUUGUACAUUGUAACGUUGUG
Eruca vesicaria subsp. sativa (arugula) is the source of this 1093-nucleotide messenger RNA. NCBI's taxonomy places the organism in Eukaryota, Viridiplantae, Streptophyta, Magnoliopsida, Brassicales, Brassicaceae. The record is from the annotation of a GenBank genome assembly.